CACGUAAUCACUGUUAGAAAUUAGGCCGGCCACUUUUUUAUCAAUCCAAACGAGAGGGUGGAGAGUAUCGAAUUUCGAAAAUAUCACACUGGUUUGAAUAUUUUGUUAUAGUCUUUCAACAUGAAUAGUGUCAGUAUUGUGUUCUUUUUUAUAGUUUUUACAGCUAUAGGCGCUGAUGACUUAACCUGCCCCCCGAGCAACUCUGGAACGACUUACGUCAAACUGAAAGAUGCUGUUUUGUGUAAUUAUGACAGUUCCGUUAGGCCAGUAGCUAAUCAUCAGAACUCCACUGCUGUAUCGUUUAAAUUAGUUAUGAAAUAUUUUAAUUUCAAUAUAGAAACUAGUACAUUCAGUGUAGACGCCUGGUUGUCAUUGUAUUGGAUGGACCAACAUUUAACAUGGAAUCCAAGUGACCAUGAAAACAUUAAAAAUAUUUAUUUAUACACUUACGAAUUGUGGACACCUGAUUUAUCGGUUUAUAAUUUAGCCAACCAAGGCGAAGACCCUGAACUAGUAUCAACCAUUAGAUGUAUGGUUUCUUAUCAAGGAAUUGUGAUGUGUGUCCCACCAAUACACAUAGAUUUUCUAUGUGUACCAAACCUUGCUAAAUAUCCUUUUGAUAAGCAAGAAUGCAAACUGAGGAUUGGCUCUUGGAUGCACAAAGGAGAAGAAAUAGAUCUCAAAGCAGACAAAAGUGUUGUUAAUACUGUGGAUCUAAUACCUAACGGAGAAUGGGAGAUUCUGUCCCAUUCUACUGUGAAACAUAAGGGAGUGUACUCUUGUUGUCCCAACAAUACUUAUCCUUCUAUCGAUGUGAAUUUUACCAUAAGGAGGUUAGCUGGUAGCCAUGCUGCUACCAUGGUAAUACCCGUUAUAGUGUGCGUUAUUUUAACGAUAACACUGUUAGCACUAUCACCGAUGGAUAAAGAAAGACUGAUUUUGGCUUACGUAAAUUUAUUGGUCCAUUUCCUAGAAGUCCAAAACGUAGCUUGGCAGAUACCUUUAAAAGGAGACAACAUGCCGCUCAUUAUAAUUUUUUCAAGAGAUUCCUUACUUCUGGCCGUAUUUGCCUUAAUUUUCACUUUGGUAUUCAGAAGUCUCAUGAUGAAGAAAACCAUGCCUCCUGGUUGGGUGUCUGGCAUCAUUUCAGGAAUACUGGUCUGCAAACCUGGACAAUUCAUCCUUUUAAACAAUUACUCAGUAAAACAAGCAGCUGCUGCCAAAGGCGAAGAAGACGGAGCUGGAAUCGUAAACACCAACACGGCUGUAAAUAAUUUGCAAGAUUGGGAGUUAUUCGGGAAAAUUCUGGAUAAAUUAUUUUUUAUUAUAUACAUUGUAGCAUAUUUCGUGAUGAUCAUAUCGCUCUUACCUUGAAAUAAGACUUUUUAAGUACUAUACAUAUUAUUUAUAUAUGUACAGAAGGUUUUUUGUACUUUUUUGUUUUAAUUAUGUGAUAAAUACAUAUCUACGUCAAGUUCAUAGCUGGGCUAUGAAUAUGAGUCAACUUUUCGUCAAUAUUGUAUUAUUUUUUAAUGCGUUAGAAGAGAUUUUUGGCAAUAAAACUACAUUUAG
Messenger RNA from Psylliodes chrysocephalus, 1572 nucleotides. The record is from the annotation of a GenBank genome assembly. Lineage: Eukaryota; Metazoa; Arthropoda; Insecta; Coleoptera; Chrysomelidae.